This is a messenger RNA of Closterium sp. NIES-67, 3171 nucleotides long. NCBI's taxonomy places the organism in Eukaryota, Viridiplantae, Streptophyta, Zygnematophyceae, Desmidiales, Closteriaceae. The record is from the annotation of a GenBank genome assembly.
AUCGAGAUCUGCCCCGCCUCUCGCUCGAAGAUGUGAAGCGGGAAAUCUUGCAAGAAGAUUUCCGCCGUCGUGAAUUGGCGGGUCCCGAUGGUGCCGGAGUUGCAAGCAUGGGCCGUGGGCACGGCCGUGGAAGGGGCAGAGGGCGAGGAGGCAGAUUUGGCAGCAGUAACUUCAACGGAGGCCAUGGCAAUGGAGGAUAUGGCAGCAACAAUAACAACAAUGGCUACGGGCGUGGGCGCGGUCGAUUUGAUGAUAGUUAAGCAAGAGAUGGUCAGUGGGAUACAUGUCAAGGGGGAGCCCAAUGAGGUGCUUGGCUGUCCAACAUGCAUGCAAGCCAAGUUCACCCGCUACCCGUUCCAUAGCUCGGAGACAACGGCGAAGGCACCACUUGAUGAGGUGGUGAUGGAUGUGGUGGGCCCCUUGAAGCUUGGAGCUGGUGGAGCUGAGUACUUCCUCACCAUUGUGGAUGUCUACACUCGCAUGACUUGGGUGUAUGUGCUGCCCAAGAGGAGUGAUGUAGCUGAAACGGUGAAGACCGAUUGGUUGCCGAUGGUGGAGCGGCAACAAGACCGGCUUGUGAAGGCGAUUCGCACUGACCGUGGGGGAGAGUUCCUGAGCAAGGAUUUCUCAACUUGGCUGAAGAAGCAGGGCAUAAGGCACUCUCUUACCAUGCCCUACUCUCCUGCAAUGAACGGCAUCGCCGAGCGUGCGAAUCAAACACUCACGGAGACGGCUCGGGGACUUCUCAUUGAAGCCGGUCUACCCAACUAUUUUUGGCCAGAUGCGGUGCUGCAUGCUUGUGUGGCCAAGAACAGAGCCUUGACUCACGUGGGAGAAGACAAAUGGGUGCCUUAUGUGGAGUGGAUUGGAAGGAAGCCGAAAGUGGAUAUGCUUCUGGUGUUCGGGUGCAUGUGCAUGGCACUUGUGCCUAAGAAACUUCGGCACAACAAGCUUGAUGCCAAGGCAACAUGGGCCGUGCACCUGGGCAUGGCUCAAAACAGCAAGGGAUGGCUUCUUUGGGACCCAUUUACCGAGAAGUUCUUGGUGAGCAGAGAUUGCAAGUUCAUGGAGAACUUGCCGUACAAGGAGUGGAAGGCGGAGAAUCAAGCGAAGAUUGGUGUGCGGCUUGGAGAGGUGAAGAGUACCGGCUUGGAGCAUGUGGAGCUACCCUUGGAGCUGAGUAGCAGCAGCACUAUCACAAGGCAAUCUCCUCAAAUGAAUGGGGGAGAAGAGGAGGAGGAGGUGCAGCAAGGUGAUGAGCGUGCACCGUCACUUGCGCCUCGUGCUACAAGUGCUCGCGCGAACCGACCAGAUUUAUCGCAACGCCAUGAGAGCAUCCAAGUCCCUGCAGCAGAGGAGGAAGGUAGGGGGAGAAGGAAGACUCAGCCCCCCAAAAGGUUGAGCUAUGAACGGCUUAGAGGUCCAGCCAACUCAACCUUGACCGGUUCGGCUCUCAUGCUAGGCGAUGAUGCGGAAGAUGAAAGCGAGGAGUGCGCUUUUGCCUUCUUCUCUCCGGUGGAGAUGCCGGGGGAGCCAACAAAUCCCAAGGAGGCUUGGGAGGGCCCCAAUGGGAAGGAGUGGAAGAAGGCCUCAGAUGAAGAAAUGGGGAGCAUCAUCGAGAACGACACCUUUGACUUGGUGAACCUACCUGCGGGGCGUAAGGCGAUUUCUUCCAAGUGGCUCUUCAAGCGCAAGACCGACGCCGACGGCAACAUUGAGCGCUACAAGAGCAGACUUGUAGCCAAGGGGUACCAGCAGCAGGAGAAGAAGCACUAUAAUGAAGAAUAUGCUCCUGUGGUAAAGGGUACAACCCUUCGAACUCUCUUCGCCGCGGCGGCCAUCAAAGGAUGGGUGGUGAAGCAAAUGGACAUCGUAACGGCCUUCCUGGACGGAGUUAUGGAGGAAGAGACCUACAUGGAGCAGCCAGAGGGAUACAAUGAUGGGAGUGGUAGAGUGUGGAAGCUUAAGAAAGCACUCUAUGGCCUCAAGCAAGCACCUAGGCAAUGGUACAUCAAGCUGCGGGAAGUCUUGGAGGCGAUCGGCUUCACCCCCUCAACGGCCGAUCAAUCAUUGUUCAUGCUUGGCGAGGGGGAGCAGAGGAGCUUCAUGGUUGUUUAUGUGGAUGAUAUCCUCAUAUUCUCACCCUCCUCUGACCUUGUGAAGGAUGUGAUGCUGAAGCUUCAAGACAAGUUCAAGUGCAAGACCCUUGGUGACGUCAACUACUACCUUGGGCUUCACAUUGAGCGAGAUGUGGAGAAGCGGUGGAUGCGAGUGCAUCAAAAGAAGUACUUGGAGGCCUGGGCUGCAAACUUUGGGAAGAUUGAAGGUCAUGUGGCUACUCCUCUUCCCUCGGGGUUCAAGUGUGUGAAAGGACCAGCGGAGGAAAGUGUUGGAGAAGAGGAGAGGCGCCGUUUUCAUUCCUUGAAGGGCAGCCUCAUGUAUGCGGCCGUUCACACAAGGCCGGAUGCAGCCUUUGCUACCGGGCAGCUGGCUAGGGUUGUCCAAUGCCCUAAUGAAGAGCAGGUAGCAGCUGGAGAGAGGGUGGCCAAGUACCUUGGCCAAACAGAAACUGUUGGACUGCAAUACUCCGCGGCGGCACAAAGGCUUCAAAAGGGUGCGGAUGGAGUCGAACCCGGGAGGCUCUUUCUCACCGCUUUCUCUGAUGCAUCUUGGGCAUCAGAACCAGAGGACAUGACAAGUGUGGGAGGCUUCAUCUGCUGUGUUGGUGGAGGCCCAACAGCUUGGGAGAGCAAGAGGCAAGUGGACCAAGUAUUGAGCUCGGUGGAGUCCGAGUACAUGGCACUCUUUCGUGCCAUAAGGGAUGUUGUGGCACUCGCAUGCCAAGUCGUCGUUUGUGUGUCGCAUGUGUUUUUUCUAUUUUGUCGAGUGUGAAGUGUCCAUCGCAUCGCAGGUGUGUGCAACAAGCCCCCAUCAACUCAAAAAGAAUUGAUCUUGCAGAUCCAAGACCAAGAGCUCAAGAUUUCAAGCCCAAGGGACGCGGAUAAAUAUUGAAUAAUGACAAUAGUAACGCUACUUCGUGUAGUGUUACAUUUCACUUGGUGUAGCCCCUUCGAGGGUUGGUUUCGAGACUCUUCGUGGUUGGGGACUCUGUGGUGGUGUACCACCAACCUGGACCUCGGCUCUUGGGGUAUGUAGAGGCUGGGAACCAUC